This is a messenger RNA of Puccinia triticina, 1107 nucleotides long. RefSeq lists its product as uncharacterized. The transcript is spliced from 3 exons. Bases 1 to 1107 code for a protein of 368 amino acids. The record is from RefSeq and is a predicted model, not a curated record. Lineage: Eukaryota; Fungi; Basidiomycota; Pucciniomycetes; Pucciniales; Pucciniaceae.
AUGGACCCCGGCUUCUUCCAGCGCUCUAAGGACGGUAAAGUCUGCCUUGAGCUCAUCGCCACCCCACUCAAACCGCCCAACCACAGCCGGUCCAGGGUUUGUAAUGAACCGCAAACGUCCGCUGGCGAACCGGUCCAUUCUCCGGCUGGCGGCCCCCCAAUUGGUUCAGCCACAGCAGCGGGCGCCGCGGAAGUGGACACAUUUCGCACCUGUGAUUCCGCCGCAGUGCUUGAGGCGUCAGACGAGGAGCUUCAACUUGCCGGCGCCAAACCCGAGGAGGAGGGUCUCUUUCCCGCCCUCACCCCAGUCAAAGUGGCGGAUUAUGAGGAGAUUGACAAGCAGAUCUGGCUCGACAAGGUCAAGGGUUAUCUACUCACGGAAGAAAGUCCAUUUCCCCUCUUUGAUUCCUCCUCGGUUAUGGCGGUCCUUGACGCGCUAGCCGAGAAGCUUCAACUCGACGACUCCGAACCCAAAGAAGAUAGUUCAUUUCCAGACCUCACCCCAGCCGCAGUGGAGGAUUACAAGGCCAUCGACGAGCAGCUCCGGCUCAACGAGAUUGAGGAGGAUCUAAUCACAGAAGAGGACACAUUCACUACCGUUGACGGCGCCGAACCCGAGGAAGAGGGACUCUUUCCCGUGCUCACCUCAGCCGCAGUCGAGGAUUAUAAGGCAAUCGACGAGCAGCUCCGGCUCAACGAGAUCGAGGAGGAUCUAAUCACAAAAGAGGACACAUUCCCCACCGUUGACGGCGCCGAACCCAAGGAAGAGGGACUCUUUCCCGUGCUCACCUCAGCCGCAGUCAAGGAUUAUAAGGCAAUCGACGAGCAGCUGCAACUCAACCAGAUCAAGGGAGAUCAAAUCGCAGAAGAGGACACACUCCCUACCAUUGACAGCGCCAAACCCCAGGAAGUGGCCGCAGUAGAGGAUUAUAAGGCCAUCGAAGAGCAGCUCCGCCUCAACCAGAUUGAGGGGGAUCUACUCACAGAAGAAGACACAUUCCCUACCGUUGACGGUGUCGAACCCAAAGAAGAGGGAUUCUUUCCCGCGCUCACCUCAUCCGCAGUGGAGGAUUAUGAGGCCAUCGACGCGCAUCUCCGCCUCGACUAG